AUGCAGAGACCCACCGGCCAGGGCGCCGCCUUCUCCAUCGACUCGCUGAUCGGGCACUCGCCGCCCGCGCCGCGCUCCGGCCCGCUGCUCUACACCGGCUACCCCAUGUUCAUGCCCUACCGGCCGCUGGUGCUCCCCCACGGGCCCCUGCAGACGGCCGCUGGCCUCCCUCCGCUGGCGCCGCUGGCCUCCUUCGCCGGCCGCCUCACCAACUCCUUCUGCGCCAGCCUCGGCCAAGCUGUCCCGUCCAUGGUGGCGCUCACCACCGCGCUGCCCAGCUUCGGCGAGCCCCCCGACGGCUUCUACCCGGCGCAGGAGCUGCCGGCCGCCGGCCGAGGCAACGCAGAGCCGCCCUGCCGCCGCCGGAGCGCCCCUGACGGCGUGGAGAGCGACGAGCUGCCCCCGGGACGGGACAAAGGGCCGCCGGAGCCGCCCCUCCACUUCCCGGAGCCCUUCCCGGGCCUGGCAGGUAGGCGGGCGGGCGGGCGGAGGGAAGGGGCCCCGGUCGCCCUCCGAGCGGGACUGCCAGAGGCGCAGAAACGUCCUGUGGGGCGGGAGGGCGGCAAAGUGAGGAGGAGGCUGCCGGAGGGAGUUGAGAGAACUUUUUUCGGAAGGGGAAAGUUUCCUUCCAAGCGUUUGGGGCAAAGAAGGAAGGAUGAACAAAAGUUCGCUCACGUCCGGGCCGGAGCAGGACCUUUCCCCGAACCCCCCAACCAAUCCGGUAGUAAUUCCAUCGGCCCCCUAAACGCAGGAACACAUUGCAACAACACCCCCUUAGGCUCUGGGACUUUUAGGCCAGGCAUGUGGUGGUCCUGCUGAGAACCCCCCCGAACUUCCGGGGUGGAACUUUGAUUCAGGAUCUCACUUGGGGAGUCCUUUCGUCCCCCCCCCCCCCGUGGGAGUUUCACUUGUGGUCCAGCAAAGGCGCCAAACAUGCUCACGGAAGAUAUUGAAGGGGGCGCGCGCUAGGGAAAGUAUUUUCCAUCACACACACAGACAAAUCAAGCCAGCCAAACUGGUGCAGUCAGGGGCCAUCUGUGUCAGUAGUGGAGCUCCCACCCUCUCUCUCUCUGUGUGUGUGUGUCAGGGGGGCAAGGGAUUCCACGCUGUGGGGUGGACGCAUCGGCUUGGGGGUCCCCCUCUUCCCACCCUUCUGCGAAGUAUACCCGGGCAGCGAGGGCGCGGAGUCCUGGGAAGGAGCGCGGUCCGCUGGACACCCCCGCAAAGAACUGUCCUCGGUGCUGGGACUUCUGCGAGCCGGCUUGGCAGGGGGGCGGCGGAGACCUGGCACUGACCCACCUGCAGGUGAUCGUGGAGGCGCCUUUUGUGCCCCGCGGCACCUGGGGGGGGGGCGCGAAUAGCAGCAGAAAGGCCGCCUCGAAGGACACCCAGGAACUGGGAUCGGGCGACUGAGAACCCGCGGCCGGCGGUGGUGCGCGUUGGGGGAAGAAAGCGGCGCCGGGUCCACUCCCUGAUCUGCCUCCUCUUCGGCCGCGGGGAGCAGGCGUCCCCUCGCCCUGCGCCCUGUCUGGCUUCUUCCGCAAAGGCACCCCGACGCCCGCGCGGGAGGUUGGCGCCCCCGAGCAGGACGGAGCGCGCAGGGAGCGCCGGUGCAGCCGCGGCUUCUGCCUCCCGGUUCGAAGGGGCGUCCACAGGUUUCCUCACUCACUCACUGCCGCCUCAGCCUCCCCCUCAGUUCCUCCGGUAGCAUCUGUCCUCCGGAGCGACACCCCUUUGCCAUCCAGCCUUUUCGGGGCCCCGGAAUCCGAAUUCUCUGCCGCUGACCAGCUGAUCCCUGUGGCCCUGGCAGUGGGCAGCCUGGCUUUCAGAAAAAGCGUGAAUCAAAUCACUUUAAAGAGAGAAGCGUCGCAACUCAGUCCUAGACACGUUUACUCAGAAGUCAGUCUCAUUACGCUUAAUUGGACUUACUCCCACUUAAGUGCCUGUAGAACUGCAAUCUCCUUCCAAUUGCAGCAAACUUGGGUAACCCGUGGCAAGAGGUUUCCUCUCGGGGAGGCCCGGCUUUCUGCCUUCUUCGCUUUCAGAGGGAAGCUUGAAGACCCCCCAGGAGGGCCUCAAUCCCGGCUGAGAUCCUUCGCCUUCAGGAAGCUUCAGGCUGCUGCCAUAGUUAUUUUAUUUGAUUUCUUAAAUUUGUAUACCGCCUUUCACCCGAAGAUCACGGGGCGGUUCACAACAUCAAUACAUUUCAAGCACAUCUCUGCCCCCAAGAAUAUUGGGAACUGUAGUUUCCCUCUCUCAGAGCUAGAAUUCCCAGCACCCUGAACAAAAUACAGUUCCCGGGAUUCUUGUUAGGGUGCUUUGAAUUGAUGGUAUGCCUUUACCUGGAAGUAAGCCCUCGUGGAAAUAAAUGGGACUUGCUUCUGAGUCGACGGGUGCAGGAUUGCUUCUGGGGCCUGCAGCUUAUUAAUCGAGGACUGGGUCCGUUUUAGUGGCUGGGGUUUCCCCAACGCCAGGCAACUGAAGGGCCUGGGAUUUUACCUUCCCAGAAACGCCUCCUUGGUUUUGGCCCCUUCGCCGCGCGGGAGAAAGCGAGGGAGCCCCGGGUGGCGUGGGCUUUCACCACCAGCGCAGGGAUUCUCUCAGCUUCCAAAAGGACGCUCAUAUCGAGGUUUGGGUGAAUUUAUUUGAUUUUUUAAAUAUUUUUCGAUUAAUCAACUGAAAAUAUUUAGUUGGGUCAAGCCCUCCUCUGUAUUGCGAAAACCCAGAAAUGAGGAACGCCUCUCCGUUGACACCGGGGCCCCUUCCUUCCUUCCUUCCUUCCUUCCUUCCUUCCUUCCUUCCUUCCUUCCUUCCUUCCUUCUUCCCAGAGCUUUCCUGCCCACGCCAUUUCUGUGCCAGGCGCACCAGCGGGUACCAUUUCCCCUGCUUAUAAUUGUAGCGUUGGAAGUGACCGCAAAAGCCAUCUAGUCCAGCCCUCUGCGGUGCAGGAAUCUCAGCUAAAGCAGACCGAUAUCCAACUUCUGCUUGUCUCAUGGAAACUUCUCUGGGCCUUGAAAGGCAGCUGGACAUGGCUGAGCGGCAGCGGCGGGGGCUCCCUCCGUCCUUUUGGCAUGGAGGGGUCCAAAGGCAGCGGCAACAUAUUUAUUCAGAAAUUCAUUUGUAUACCGCUUUAAAAAAAACCCACAGCGGCAAAUAAAUGUAUGUGUGUCUUUACAUUUAUUUAAAAAAUAAUAAUAACACGUGUCAAUAAAGAAUUCACCUGGCCCUCUCUUCCGGGGCUGCGGCUCAUCUUGGGCAAGGCCAGCUUCCCGAAGGCGAAAAGUUCUCCUCCCGCAAAGCGGUUUCGCAGGCCCCACAACUAGAGAGGGGCGCUGAUCAAGCAGUGCGAGGCCUAGGAGACGGUGAGCCAUGGGGCGUAGGGGGGAUUCGUUGUCCUGGGGGUGCUGGGGGGGUCAUCCGUCCACCCUGCUUCCCUUUCCCCUCAAAAUCGCCGGACUGUCGCUCCCCAGAGUAAAACGGAGUGACCGAGGUGGCUUUACCAGGGAGUCACGGGAAGGACUCUCCCUGGCUUCCUCCAAGGCGCGGCAUCCUGCUGGAUCCCCAGGGAUCGGAGAUGGUGGGCGGGCAGUGAGAUCGCGUGGGGACAGGAGGCUGCCCCAAGGAGCUCAAGAGACGCAAAUCGCCCUCCUACCCAGUGACCCCUGCUCACUCCUAGUGGCCGGAGGAGCGUUUGCGUCCCCGAGGGCGCGUUUCCUUCGCCAACAGCCGCUUCUGGGCGCUUCAGACCCAUCGGUGCCACUUUUUCUAGUGACAUGGAAUUGCAGAAUUGGAAGGUACCCGCCACGGCAGUCCGGUCCACCCCAUGCAAGGCAGGACUUUCAACAAAAUAAUCUCCGACUGGUUGCCCCCCAACCUCCGUUGAAAAACCUCAAAUGAAUCAUAGAGCUGGAAGGGACCCCAGCGGUCAUCUAGCCCACCCCGCCCCGCAAUGCAGCAGUCACAGCUCAUGAAUCCCCGACAUGGCCUGGCGGGGGACUCUUCAUUCUGCGCGCCAGGCCCACCUCGCGGGGCUCCUCUUUCCCUCCUAUGGGGCGCACAGCCAGCGCUGAUCCUCUCCGCUGGACCCCGGUGAGGCAAGGGCGUGUAUGGGGUGUGUGCCUCUCUAAGGUGGGGCGGGCCCCUUGCACCCUGAGAGGAGGUGGCAUCUGCAGCAGAACAGGAUCCGAAGGGAGGAGCCGCGGAAAGGGACCAGGAGAGCCGGAAAGCCGCCAGGCAGGACAGCUGAGCGCGCUCCGGAAGGAGCCUUCGCGAUUAGGAGUCAUCAGCAGCCUCCAUCUCCUCCAUGAAUUUGUCUCCAUGUUGGUGGCCAUCCCUGUCUCCUGUGGGAUGGAGUUCCGCAGCUCCCCUCUGCGCUGCUUUGUGAAGAAGGCCUUGGAUGCGUCUCUUCCGACGUUCCUGGGACGUGACUCCGCCGUUUCUCCGAGAGGGAAACUUCCAGUCCCUGCGCACCGCCUUAAACGCCUGUAUCAACGCGCACCCCCUUUUUCUAAAUGGAAAAGCCCCCAAUACUGCAACUUAUUCAUAAGUGAGCCACUGCUGCAGCCACUUGAGUUAUUCGUUUUAGUUCUUUUUUUGUACUGAACUUUUCCAGCCCUGCCUGCAAUCCCGUUUCUUGAUAGGAACGUGUGAAGCUGCUCUAGACUGAAUCAGAUCCGUGGCCCUGCAGGUCCCAGGCCUCACCUGGACUUCUCUGCCCGUGUGAAGAUUUGAACCGGUUUGCCUCUGCCAGUGGCUGCGAGUCCUGCUUUUCAGAGGGUUGGACUGCAUGACCCUCGGAGGUCCCUUCGGUCUCUAAAAUUCUAGGAUUCUACGGGGCGGCGAGGGAACGGCCUCGUGGCAGGAUUCCCAGGGGCAGCAGAUCCCAAGGCUGAUCUUUAUUCACCCCUGGGGCGUCAUUUCGGGGUUCGCCUCAGGAGCCAACGUGUCUUGGGCCAGCCCUGCCCUUUCUGGAUCCCCAAAAUUGGCCGCACUGCCUCCCCAGCGGGCCCACAGCACCGCUUGCUUGUCUCGUGCCUUCUUGAGAAGGCUUUUCCAAACCGAACUGUAGAGUGGGGGGGGCUCUUUCCUAUUUUAACCUCCUCUAAUUGAGGGGCGCGUUGUCUCUGGGCGUGGGGUGGUCUUGCCCACCUUUUUAUUAGCCACGCCCACCACUUACGUGCCAUCCGGGAGGUAGGGGGGCGUUUUCUCAGAGGAAAGCCCCACCCGUCGACCACAUUAACUGCCACCGGCUCUCGAGGGCGACAGACAGGAGCCUUUCCCCGCGCGGUUUGAAGGGCGGGCGGGGUACACGGUUCUUCCCUGCAUAAUCCUCUUUUAAUUCCCACAAAACCCCUGUGAGGUAGGUUAGGCUGAGAGACAGCGACUGCCAGCCCCCCCACACAGGGAGCUUCAUGGCCGACAGGGUUGUUUUGAACCCUGGUUUCCCCUGUCCUACUCUAACCACUACCCCAUACUGCCUCUCGACGGCUCCUCUCAGGGCCGUGGGGUGCUGGGCUUUGCGCACGGUCAAGAGAGGAGCCGCGGGGCAGGGUCUGGGCAAGGCAUUCUGGUCCCCUCGCUUCUCUCAAAAACCCUGGAAGCGGAGCCAGGACCAGGCAGGACGCCUGAAGAAGCACAGACGUCGCCAGCCGCCCGUGGUCCCUUCAGAGCCACAUCUUGCCCAACCCACGCGUGUGGCUAGUCGUGGCCGUUUGAAACAGGUGGCUGUGAAAGGCCAAAGAACGACCUGGUGGAGGGUCCCAGGCUCAACGCCUGGCAUGCAGCCUUUCUCAGCCUUAGGCCGCAGUAUUGUAGAAUUGGAAGGGAACCCCAGGGGUCAUCCAGUCCAUCCCCCUGCAAUGCAGGAAUCUCAGCUGAAGCAUCCAUCCCAGAUUACCACUCAAUCUCUGUUUAGAAACCUCCAAGGAAGGAGAGUCCUGAACCACAGAUGCCCCAGAGGGGGGGAGUUGGACUACAACUCCCAUCAUCCCUAGCUGGCAGAGAUCAUGGGAGUUGUAGUCCAACAACAUCAUUUGGGAUCUCAGGUUGAGAAAGGCUGGUGGCUAGAGGCCCUGUAUGGCUCCGGCCCAAGACGGUAUUCCCUCAUAGGAACCUGCCCAGGUGCUCAGGUGAGGGGUGUGAGGAAGCCCUUCUCUCAGUCUUGGGACUCUCAUGGGGGGACGUGGGAGGGAGCCUUCUCAGGGGCAACUUUGGAACUCCCAGCCUAGGGAAGCCAGACUGGUCCCUCCUUGUGCUUCUGCUGGCAGCCCUGCCCUUUUUGUUCCAACAAGCUUUUGGGAGCUGACUGCUUUUGAGAUCUAUCUAUCUAUCUAGCUAGCUAGCUGUGUGUUUAAUUUUUUUUCAAUGAUUAUUUUCCCCCUAUGUUUUAGCUGUUGUUCUUUUUAUCUGUAAACUGCCUUGUCAGGGAGAAAUAGAAUAAAUAGAAUAAUAACAAUAACCAUAAUAGGGUUGGAAGAGAAAUCCUGGAGGGUGGUUGCUGCCAGCCAGUGUAGACAAUAUUGAGCUAGACGGAGCAAUGGUCUGGUUCAGCGAAAGGCAAUUUCCUCUGCUCUUAUGUCCACUCUUCUCUCUCUCUCCCCGCCCCAACUGCCCCACAAGCUCAGCCAAGGCAGCUUGCCAAUUUCCCGUGACCACUAGAGGCUGCCCUCAUGCGGGGGUCUAUCAUGGAACGGGGGCUGCUGUGCAAUGCCCAGCUCUGGGUGGCAGCUGCAUGAGUUUAUUCAUUUCAGAUGCUUUCAUGCGAAGAGACAGAAGUAGGGUUGCAAAGACCAGUCGCCUCCCCAGCUGGGAGUGGUGGGAGCAAUGGGGCAGUUGUCACCUGACUCAGGAACUGCUGCCCCUGGCCUGUCACAGAGUCGGGGAAUCAUAGAAUCAUAGAAUCAUAGAAUCAUAGAAUCAUAGAGUUGGAAGAGACCACAAGGGCCAUCGAGUCCAACCCCCUGCCAAGCAGGAAACACCAUCAGAGCACUCCUGACAUAUGGUUGUCAAGCCUCUGCUUAAAGACCUCCAAAGAAGGAGACUCCACCACACUCCUUGGCAGCAAAUUCCACUGUCGAACAGCUCUUACUGUCAGGAAGUUCUUCCUAAUGUUUAGGUGGAAUCUUCUUUCUUGUAGUUUGGAUCCAUUGCUCCGUGUCCGCUUCUCUGGAGCAGCAGAAAACAACCUUUCUCCCUCCUCUAUGUGACAUCCUUUUAUAUAUUUGAACAUGGCUAUCAUAUCACCCCUUAACCUCCUCUUCUCCAGGCUAAACAUGCCCAGCUCUCCUAGCCGUUCCUCAUAAGGCAUCGUUUCCAGGCCUUUGACCAUUUUGGUUGCCCUCCUCUGGACACGUUCCAGUUUGUCAAUGUCCUUCUUGAAGUGUGGUGCCCAGAACUGGACACAGUACUCCAGGUGAGGUCUGACCAGAGCAGAAUACAGUGGCACUAUUACUUCCCUUGAUCUAGAUGCUAUACUCCUCUUGAUGCAGCCCAGAAUUGCAUUGGCUUUUUUAGCUGCCGCGUCACACUGUUGGCUCAUGUCAAGUUUGUGGUCAACCAAGACUCCUAGAUCCUUUUCACAUGUACUGCUCUCAAGCCAGGUGUCCCCCAUCUUGUAUUUGUGCCUCUCAUUUUUUUUGCCCAAGUGCAAUACUUUACAUUUCUCCCUGUUAAAAUUCAUCUUGUUUGUUUUGGCCCAGUUCUCUAAUCUGUCAAGGUCGUUUUGAAGUGUGAUCCUGUCCUCAUAGGGACACCAAGAGUAAUUUCAUAGGGACACCAAUCAUAGGGACACCAAGAGUAAUUUAGUCCUGAUACUGCCUCUUCUGAACUGAAACACCCCUCCUUUGCUUUUUAUUGUGGGAGGUGGUGAUGGGCCUGGGACAUGAUUUUAAGAAUGAGAGUGCCUCUGAGCAUAUGCAGAUUGCCCUUCUCUCACUGACUUGCUUUCCUGUGUUAUGCAGUUUAGCUGUGACCACCUGGGAUGGGGCCCCAUCCUGCCUAGAGCAGGCAGGCAUCACCCUCAGGCAAAUAGUCCCGCUGGAUCCACCCCACCCACAGGUGCCUCUGGCAGCCUGCCUUCACUGUGGCCCCUCCCCAAGAACUGGCACCCAGGGGUCUGCUACCCCUGAACAAGGUUUUUUCGGGGGGGGGGGGUCUAUAGAACCAUGGAAAUUAUUUAUUUGACCUUAUUAGUCACUUUUUAAAUGAAAAGUAACUCAGUGAGAUUUACAUAUAAACAAACAAACCCACAGACACUGAAACCAUCUAAAAGUAAAACAGCGAGUGGCCAAGCUGAAAAUAGCAUUUAUUUAUAUAUAAAAAGCAGGAUUAAAACAUCCCACCCACUGAAAGCAGCCACAGAUGAUUAAAGAACAAAGACCCGGGGAAAAAUAACUCUUGCUCCUCCUCCAUGUAUUUUCUCAUCCCCCUUUAAAGCCGCCGGUCCAUCUUGUGGUAGUGAGUUCCGCAGAUUAAGGCUCCUCUAACUUCCUCCAGGCUGAGGGUGGGCCAAUGGCUCUCAGGCAACGGGCAGGGGCUGCCUUAGAUGUGAGGUCUCCCGCAGCCAAGCUAUUUGCCAGGCGGGGGCUGCGUGGGGGUGAGAGGCAGGAGGGGGCCUCCAGAGACAGCCCAGCUUUUCCAGUCCCAGCUCUGUGCCAUGCGAAGGGGCGACGGUGGCAGGGGGCUCUGCCUUGUGGAAGUCUGGAGGAUUCUCCUCCCUCUCUUGGCACCGCCUAAGCCCUUGCGGACCCUCCUCAGCCCACCACUGGUGUGGACGAAGGUGCUCUGCCCAGAGUUAGGCCAUCGGCAGACACUGGCUGGCAGCAACGGCUCACCCAAACGUCCUUCAGGCUGUUUGUCACCUGAUUGCAGGCGUCGGAGGUAGACUGCAUCUGAAUGAGGAGGUUUCAUUCUGGGCAGGCAAUGCUCUUGCCCACUGGUGGGCUUCUCCUGCUGCAGUUGGGUUAGAGCCGGGGGGGGGGUGUCUGUGAGGGGAACCCCCACAUUCUUUGCUGGCCAGGACUGGGGCAAGGUGGGGUGAGUUUAAUGACGUGGAGCAUUUGACUUGCAGCCUGCUUGUGUUUGUGUGUGUGGAGGGGGCCCAGGAGUCAUCUAGUCCAGCCCCCACUUUGUGGUUUGGCUUCCUACCUGCAGAGUGCUUUUGAGCCUUCCUUCUCUGGAGGUUUAUAAGCAGAGGCCGAAUGGCCACCUGUCAUGGAUGCUUGAGCUGAGAUUCCUGCCUUGCAGAGGGCUGGACUGGAUGACCUUUGGGGGUCCCUUCCCACUCUACGAUUCUCCUAUCAGGGUUCGCACACAAGAGUGAUUCCCAGCAGCUAGUAUUUGGGAGCUUUGCUGCCUCCAUCCCACAGCCACUGGAACUCGAAGCCUCCCAUAGCCCUGUCCUAUCGAAGCACAUUCAAAAUACCCACCUGUUCCACACUUGGAAUCAUAGGAGGGGAUCCCAAGGGUCAUCCAGCUCAACCCCCCGCAAUGCAGGACUUCUGGGCACUGCAGUUUACCACGCACAGAAUGAGUUUCCAGAAACCCUGAACUAGCUUAGAGCACCCAGAAUUCUUCGGGGUGGCAGAGGAAAAAUGCGCCUUCGAGGCGUGCGGUGCACCCAGCUCGAGCCCCGCUUCCGCUGGCUUCGUUCCGGGGCGGGCAGCGUGUCGUGCCGCGACCCCCAUCCCCUGUCCCUUCUCGCGGUGGCUGUGAAGGAGCGCCGGGGCAGGGCUGGGCACGGCUGCUGCGUUCUGCAGCUGUAGAAUUGCAGAGUUGGGCGGGAUCCGGGGGUCAUCCAUUCCAGCCCCGCGCAAUGCAGGAAUCGCAACUCGAUCCCGCGCAGGUGGGCUGGUGGGGCAGGGUGGGCGCGCCCGCCGGGUUCCCUUCGCCCCCCUCACGUCUCCCCUCUGCCUGUCUGUUUUCUCUGAGCAGAAGUGAAGGCCUACAGUUCCGACGAGGAGAAGCUGGACGGGCGGCCUGGCGAGGCGGCGGGCGGCAGCGAGCGCGAAGAGGAGGAGAGCUCGGCCGAGAGCGAAGAGGAGCCCUUCCUGGACGGGGCGGGCGGCGGCGGCGGCGGCAGUGCUCUGGGCGCCGGGCCCAAGGCCAAGGCCAAGCGGGUCCCCGGCGAGCCGGCGUCGUCGUCCUCGGGCUCUGCGCCCUCGUCGUCGGGGCCGGGCAAGAGCCGCCGUCGGCGCACGGCCUUCACCAGCGAGCAGCUGCUGGAGCUGGAGAAGGAGUUCCACUGCAAGAAGUACCUGUCGCUGACGGAGCGCUCGCAGAUCGCGCACGCGCUCAAGCUCAGCGAGGUGCAGGUCAAGAUCUGGUUCCAGAACCGGCGCGCCAAGUGGAAGCGCAUCAAGGCCGGCAACGUCAGCGGCCGCUCCGGGGAGCCCGUCAGGAACCCCAAGAUCGUCGUGCCCAUCCCCGUCCACGUCAACCGCUUCGCCGUGCGCAGCCAGCACCAGCAGCUGGAGCAGGGACAGCACCCCUGAGCCCCCCCCCGCCCCAUGGACGGACUGCGCGGACGGGGAGGCGGGCGCCCCCGGCCGCCCCCGACCCUCUCCCCGCCCCCCGCACGCGCCCUUGUACCAUAGCCCUUAUUUAUUCGGUGUAA
Messenger RNA from Podarcis lilfordi (Lilford's wall lizard), 10612 nucleotides. The record is from the annotation of a GenBank genome assembly. NCBI's taxonomy places the organism in Eukaryota, Metazoa, Chordata, Lepidosauria, Squamata, Lacertidae.